Vavraia culicis subsp. floridensis is the source of this 483-nucleotide messenger RNA. RefSeq lists its product as uncharacterized. Gene Ontology annotation, molecular function: DNA-binding transcription factor activity, RNA polymerase II-specific; RNA polymerase II transcription regulatory region sequence-specific DNA binding. Gene Ontology annotation, cellular component: nucleus. The transcript has a single exon. NCBI's taxonomy places the organism in Eukaryota, Fungi, Microsporidia, Pleistophoridae. The coding region runs from base 1 to 483 and encodes 160 amino acids. The record is from RefSeq and is a predicted model, not a curated record. Gene Ontology annotation, biological process: regulation of transcription by RNA polymerase II.
AUGGCCAGCAGAAACAAGCAUUUCAAAUGCAUCAUGUGUGACAAAGCCUUUAAUCGUGCAAAGAAACUCAUCUCGCAUCAGAACCUGCACACUCAGAACUACCCAUUUGUGUGUGCCACGUGCAAGCGAAGCUAUCCAUCGGAAAAAUCGCUGAACUAUCACAAGCUAACACACACAAAACCGAUGUUCAGCUGCGAUAAAUGCCAAAAAAGUUUUUUCUACCGCGAUAAGUUGAAGAAACAUUCGUUAGUAUGCGGAAGACAGUGGAUAUGCUCGUGUGGCAGAAUUUUUAUAAAAAAACUGUGGUAUGACCGUCAUAUGGAGGAACAUGAUGGGAGUGAACACCUCUCCAAGAAAAAAAUAUUAGAAAUCAGGAUAAAAGCGCAGAAAUACGUCUUCAAGUGUAAAUACUGCAAGAAAGAAAUGAAAAGUCGGAAAACCUUGGAGGUACACGAACGAGCAGUUCAUAAGCCGUUGAGAUGA